AAUGAAUAGCUCAGCAAUGAGGCUUUGGAGCCUAUCCCAAAGAAACUUUUCGUCAUCUAAAUCACAUCAUAAAAGACCUCCGAAGCAUAACCCAUAUGCUAGGGCAAGGGACAGAGAGGAGCCCCCACAAAUGAAAAGAAAGAGAGGAUUAAAGAGGCUAAGAUUUGAGUUACGUCGUACUGUGACUCAGAUAAAGUCCCAAUUGAUCCCCUCUCUUGCUCCAUAUAAAUCUUUCAGCUUUAUUGGAAGAACAAUAAUCUUGGGCUUGCUUGCUCUUUACAUGUUCCGCUACCUCCAAAGGAGCCAGAGUUUAAUCAGAGAGUUCAAGGUUGAAGAUACAGGGAGACCUAAUUUUUCCCACACCCUCGGGUUAGAAAAGAAGGUCGAUGAUAUCCUGAAGAAAAAUCGAGGAGAUUAGCUUGUAAAUUAGUGGCUGGCAU
Moneuplotes crassus is the source of this 440-nucleotide messenger RNA. The record is from the annotation of a GenBank genome assembly. Lineage: Eukaryota; Ciliophora; Spirotrichea; Euplotida; Euplotidae.